AUGGCUUUACCGUUUCUGCCAGGGAGCUCUCGCAAUACUCAUCUUGGACAGGAGAAAUUUCACAAAUCCCAACAUUUCGACCAUUCCAAUGGAAUUCCAAUGCUGGUGGGAUCAGAGAAGCCGGGUAUUGGAGGCGAGCGUUUGGAGGGCCAGAACAUUAAACCAAAACAUUCUGUUUAUCCCAAAGGACAGGGCCGUGAUCUGCCAUCAUGGAUAGCCUUUGAUAAGCAGGUUCUGUGUUUUGAAGCUUACUUUGAGGAGACUGUGCCUUUUGCACAAAAUGAGAAACACCGGAUCAGAAAGUGUCAGAUCUACUUCUACCUGGAAGAUGACACCAUCCAGGUGGUGGAGACACAAUACAAGAACAGUGGCCUCCCUCAAGGAACCUUGAUUCGUCGCCACCGGGUCCCUCUCCCUCCCCCAAAGGAUGACCAGUUCUACAACGUUUAUGAUUUCAACCUCAACCAACAGAUGGUGCUGUACUCUCGCACGUUCACUCUGACCAACUGUGACACCUUCACAAGGAACUUUCUGACAAAACUGGGGGUGCAGCUGAAUGAACCCAUUAAUGUGCCCGAUGACCCUUACAGCAACCUCCGGAAGCAGUGGGAUGAGAUGAAUCCCCUUCAUCCCUAUGAGAGACGUGACACGCUGAAGCAGUUCCUGGACCACGACCGUGAACUGCUGCGCUUCUACUGUUACUGGGAUGAUUCGGAGAGCGCGUGUGGAGACCUGCGGGAGCUCAUACUUCUCUACUUCCUUGCCGAUGACACUAUAGAGAUAUUGGAAGUGAUCCCACCAAACUCAGGAAGAGAUGCUAGGACCAAAUUCUUGCAUCGCAGCAAAUUACCCAAGACGGGAACUAUUAGUGAGGAGUUUUAUAAGGACUGUGACCUGGCUGUGGGUGGUGAAGUAAACGUGUGGGGCAGGAGAGUGGUCCUCGCUGACUGCGAUGACUUCACCAAACAACACUACCGCUCCAAAUAUGGCAUAGAGGACUUCACUCCAGUGCAGUACAAAGUUCCCCCAGCCCCCGAGCUGCCGAAGCCUGUGCCCCCCUUCAAUGGCUUUGGCUCAGAGGAGGACUCGUUGCAGGCCUGUCUGAAAUUGUUGCCCAAACCCCCCAGGAAAGAUUUCAAUAAGUUUAUGGAGAAAGACAGAUGUGGCCUAAACAGUAAUGCGCUCACGUUCCGUGCCAAGAUGACCACUGAUACAUUUGAGGCAGAGAGGGUGUUUUUCAUCUCCUUCCACCUCUGUGAUGACACUAUGAGUGUGGUUGAGACCCCUCAGAAAAACUCAGGUAUGCUGGGUGGGAGGUUUCUUGAGCGUCGCCGCAUGAAGAAGCCUGGCCAGGAGCUGUUUAAGAGCGAGCCGUCUGAGUACUUCACAGCUCAGGAUCUGUAUGUUGGAGCAAGCAUUUACCUCUGUGGUAAAGUCUUCCAGCUUCUGGACGCAGAUGAAUAUACACUCAACUACAUGGAGCAGCAUGCAGAGGAGUUCCCCAAAGCCAACAUAGGUAACAUCCUCAGCAAACUGCGCUCCAUUCCGGAGGGAAAACAGGCUGAAGUAAGAAAGUUUCUGGCUCUCGGUGACCCCGGCAACACCGGCCUCAUCCCGUAUCAGUCAUUCAGGAGCUUCCUGAUGGGCCUUGACUGCGGUCUGACGGAGCAUGAAGUUCUGGUUGUGAGCCGAUGUUUCUCAGAGCGCAAACAGCCUGAGGAGGACGUGGGAUUGAUGCUUGCUGUGGCCCAGGACUUCCUCAAGAGGAAAAGCUUUCAGGAGCUCCAUGAACUGGCCAGAGCAUUUAGGCAGCGUGACCGGCAAAAAACUGGCCGUCUCUCCACCAAGGAGACGAGGAACAUAUGUAAAGCCUUCAAGCUUCCCCUGCCUGAAAAGCUGCUUGAAGAUCUGCUCAGCAAGUUUGCUGAUGAAGACAAGAUUGACUAUAAUGCCUUCCAUGCUGGUAUUAACUGGGAAGAUCACUGCGCUCCACAAGUAAUGCCAGAGGACGUCUUAAGGUUUGUGGUGAACACAAGGCCUCAUGUUGACGGAGCUGCGCUGGAAACGGUCAAUUACUCCACCCUUCUGCAGGAUGUAUUCAGCUCUACCUCCAGCAACAGUGACCCAACAACCUCCUCUUGA
Cololabis saira (Pacific saury) is the source of this 2142-nucleotide messenger RNA. RefSeq names its product EF-hand domain (C-terminal) containing 2 (gene efhc2). The coding region runs from base 1 to 2142 and encodes 713 amino acids. Gene Ontology annotation, molecular function: calcium ion binding. The record is from RefSeq and is a predicted model, not a curated record. NCBI's taxonomy places the organism in Eukaryota, Metazoa, Chordata, Actinopteri, Beloniformes, Belonidae. Gene Ontology annotation, biological process: regulation of neuron projection development. Gene Ontology annotation, cellular component: microtubule. The transcript has 14 exons.